This is a messenger RNA of Paracoccidioides brasiliensis Pb18, 1845 nucleotides long. RefSeq lists its product as uncharacterized. Gene Ontology annotation, cellular component: vacuolar membrane. The record is from RefSeq and is a predicted model, not a curated record. The transcript has 7 exons. Gene Ontology annotation, molecular function: amino acid transmembrane transporter activity. Gene Ontology annotation, biological process: amino acid transmembrane transport. Bases 1 to 1845 code for a protein of 614 amino acids.
AUGAAAUUCCGGGGCUCUAGAGAUGCCUCGCCCUCAGGCUCCCGACCAUCAUCACCCUCCGCAUCCUCGAAUCCUCUGAACAUCACACAACAUGAACACCACCUCCCCCACCAUGGAGCUGACGAUAAUGAUUUACGAAGACGGUGGCCGUCUGACAUAUCCUCAAGGAGGCAAUCGGUCGCUGGACCUCUUAAUAGCUUGGACAACUUCGCCCGGUCAUGGCAGAGAGCGGCCCAAUUCCCGGAGGUUACUCCCCGUCGACCAUCGUUCUUCUUGGCCUUGCCUGAUGACGAGGAACGUGGCCGUGAUUUGCCCGUAGAUGAAACCAGACCUCUUUUGGGUCGGCCCUCUGCUUCAGGAGAGCACGUGCCAGAAUCACUCUGCGAUGAUGACGAUGUUGCAAACUCUCAUAAUUACGGAACUAGAGAGGGAACGGAGCACAGGCGACCUCACCUGGACGGUGGAUUUGACGCAUCUGUGCGCACAACACCACUCCUGGGAAGAAGCUACGACGCAUCGUAUGGAACAGCAAGUUCGACUAGAAUCAGCGAGUCGACCCGACUACACGCCGCCCAACUGCACAGAGAGCACCACUUUAUCGAAACCAAUACCGACAUCAUAGACGCUGACGCUGAUCGGGAACCCCUCGUCGUCAAGCGCAUCCAGCACCGAGAUGGCUCCAAAGAAACCAUUAUUGUCGGCCAAUCCACCGUUGCCCAGACCAUACUCAACUCCGUCAAUGUCCUGAUCGGAAUAGGCCUGCUUAGCUUACCCCUCGGCCUCAAAUAUGCCGGAUGGGCCAUCGGGAUUCCUCUGCUUCUCUUCUCGGCAGUGGCUACUGCAUAUACGGCCAAAAUCCUCGCAAAGUGCAUGGAUGUAGAUCCUACCCUCGUCACCUAUGCUGAUCUGGCAUAUAUCAGCUUUGGGCCCCAGGCUCGUAUCAUCACCAGCCUGCUCUUCUCCUUGGAACUGAUGGGUGCAUGUGUGGCUUUGGUUGUGCUCUUUGCAGAUAGCAUUGACGCUUUGAUUCCGGGACUAGGGGCCCUUCGUUGGAAACUGAUAUGCGGCGCGAUUUUAAUCCCGCUGAACUUCGUGCCCCUGCGACUUCUGAGCCUGUCGAGCAUUUUGGGCAUUUUUUGCUGUACUUCUAUUGUUCUGAUUAUUUUCGUCGAUGGUAUUAUCAAGCCGGACUCUCCAGGCUCCCUCCGUGAUCCUGCCCCGACAUCCCUCCUCCCUGGGAACUGGGGUGCCGUCCCGCUUUCCUUUGGACUGAUUAUGUGUCCCUGGGGCGGCCACAGCGUCUUCCCAAACAUCUAUAAAGACAUGAGACAUCCCCGCAAGUACGGAGAGAGCCUUUGGAUAACUUACAUCUUCACACUUUUCCUGGACCUGGCCAUGGCGACAGCCGCCGAUACCCUAACUGGUUGUCAAUUUGCAUUGUCCUGCCGUCCACUGGUCAGCACAGUCGAAUCACUCUGCGGCCUCCACAAUACCCCCUCCCGCAGCCAACACCCUCAGAAGAAAGCGAGGAAUGCGAGAAAGGAGCCAACCCACCUUAUCCGCACCACUGUCCAAGUCACAGCCCGCAUCGCCACAAUCGUCCUCAUCACCUACAUCGCCAUUGUCUUUCCGUACUUCGACCGCAUCAUGGCCCUUAUCGGUGCAAGCCUGUGUAUCACCAUCUGCAUCAUCCUUCCUAUUGCUUUUUAUAUGAAGAUUUUUGGAUCCAGGAUUAGUUUUCAGGAGCGGGUUGUGGAUUGGUUGUUGUUGAUUGUUUGUUCUAUUAUGGCGGUUGUGGGCACGGCGUGGGCAUUUAUUCCUAAGGAGAAUAUUGGGUUGAAAUGA